Messenger RNA from Scedosporium apiospermum, 1608 nucleotides. Its product is annotated as putative methylcrotonoyl-CoA carboxylase beta chain, mitochondrial. The record is from RefSeq and is a predicted model, not a curated record. Bases 1 to 1608 code for a protein of 535 amino acids. The transcript has 4 exons. Lineage: Eukaryota; Fungi; Ascomycota; Sordariomycetes; Microascales; Microascaceae. Gene Ontology annotation, molecular function: ligase activity.
AUGUUCCGCCAGUACACGUCCAAGUUAUCGCCAUCAGAUAAGGUCUGCCAGGAUAAUGCUGCAUCGUGGCGGCCUGUGCUGGAGAAGUGGGAGGAUGUUAUGAAGUGGGCGGCAGGUGAGGGCCCAAGCAAGCACGUCGAGAGGCAUCGCUCGCGCGGCAUGCUAUCCGCGAGAGACCGCAUGGCUCUGAUCCUUGACCCGGAAUCGCCGUUCCUGGAGCUUAUGCCAACAGCUGGAUACAACAUCAAGCAUUCCAGUCCGAAUGCGAGCGUCCUAUGCGGAAUCGGCCUCGUGCAUGGUCGGCUCGUCAUGAUUGCAGGGAACAUUCCAACUCUAGACAGCGGUGCAUCCAACGAGAUUUCCGUCAAGAAGUCGAAGCGAGCAAGUGAUAUCGCGCUUGAAAAUGGUCUCCCCAUGAUUUACCUCAAUCAGUCUGCCGGCGCAAAUCUUCCUCAGCAAUUCCGCGUUUUCCACGCUGGGGGCGCCGGCUUCAGGGACAUCACUCUUCGCUCCGCAGCUGGAUCUCCCACAUGCACGAUCGUCUUCGGCAGCAGUACUGCCGGGGGUGCCUAUCAACCUGGGAUGUCGUCCUACAGUAUUUUUGUCAAAGAGCAGGCGCAGGUGUUCUUGGGCGGCCCGCCGUUGGUAUACGUGGCCACUGGCGAAGUAACGACCGCCGAAGACCUCGGCGGUGCAGAGAUGCAUACUUCUAUUAGUGGCGUUGGUGAUGCGUUCGCAGCCGACGAGUUUGACGCCUGCCAGCUAGCUCGGAAUUGGGUCCUGAGCCUGCCCGAAGAGAAUGUCAGUACUGUUGAACAGCCGCAAGUUCUAGCGCCCCGGUAUGAUCCGCGGGAUAUCUUGCAGGUCGUCCCUGUAAAUAUCCGCCAGCCCAUGGACAUGCGCGAGGUCAUUGCUCGAAUUGUGGAUGACAGCCGAUUUGAGAAUUUCAAAGCGACGUAUGGGCCGGGGAUGCUGUGCGGGUGGGCUCGCAUCCACGGACACCUUGUCGGCAUCAUUGGUAACCAGUCUCCCGUUAUCAUGAUCCCCGAGGCCCAGAAAGCCACUCACUUCAUCCGCCUCAACAAUGAAAAUUGUAAUCCAAUCAUAUUCCUUCAUAACGUCACUGGAUUCAUGGUCGGCACAAAAUCCGAGCAGAAUGGAAUCAUUCGCGCUGGCUCUACCUUCAUAGACGCCGUCUCUCGCUCGACAGUGCCGCACAUCUCUAUCCUAUGCGGAGCUUCCUACGGUGCAGGGAAUUACGCCAUGUGCGGACGGGCAUACGCUCCUCGUUUCCUCUUCUCGUGGCCAAACAGUAAGUGCUCGGUCAUGGGUCCCGAGCAGCUAGCUGGUGUUAUGGAGAUGAUUGCUCGUGACGCAGCUACCAAGGCGGGUAGGGCAGUUGAUGAGGCGAGCAUUUCUGCAAGGACGACUGGGCUGAAGAAUCAAGUGGAGAAGGAGAGCGACGCGUACACGACGUCGGCGUGGGUCCUGGAUGAUGGAGUCAUUGAUCCGCGGGACACGAGAGACGUACUUGGAAUGUGUCUGGAGAUAUGUCGAAACCGCCCGAGUAAGGGCAAUACCGGAAUGAGGGGCGUGUCUAGAAUCUAG